Molecule: messenger RNA, 1188 nt
Organism: Monascus purpureus
Lineage: Eukaryota; Fungi; Ascomycota; Eurotiomycetes; Eurotiales; Aspergillaceae
Source: the annotation of a GenBank genome assembly
AUGGAAUCAGCCGACGUCAUACGAUUAUUUUACCCAUCGUCGUCCUCUCUUCUGACGCAGAAUCUACAACUUUCCUUUAAGAAACAUCAAGUUCUCUUAUCGGAGCAGUCGACUACUAUCGUUUCUGCUAGCAGCAUGAUGCCUGCAGUUCCCGCGUCUGUACUUCGGGCGCUCUCUCUUCCCUCCGACCCCGCUAAAGCUACUCUCUCCUCCGGCUUCAGUGGAGGAUUCUCGUCAACAGGCUCCAUUCGUGCGCUGGUUCCGUCUCAUGAUGGCCAAGGAGAAGAAGAAAGACGGUACUUCUUUAAGUCGGGAUCAGAUGGUAAAGCCUCCGAGGAGAUGUUCCAGGGUGAAUUCGAAUCUUUGAAUGCUAUUGCGUCCAUAGUCCCAGGUUUCUGCCCCCGAGCACUGGCCUGGGGAAGACUAGAGGGAAAGGGAGACAAGAGCUGGUUUUUAGCCACAGAAUUCCUGGAUUUAGGUUCUAGAAGAGAGGGAAGGGCAAGCAAGAAACACUCACUGGCCCAACGACUCGGAAAACUACAUUCGACUCCUGCCCCUCCCGAUCCACAAACGGGGAAGAGGAUGUUCGGGUUUCCUGUUCCAACAUUUUGCGGGGAUACUAAGCAGCCAAAUCGCUUCCGGGGCUCUUGGGCCGAUUUCUACGCUAAUGAGAGAUUGAUGACCGUAUUGGAGACGUCUGAGAAACGGAAUGGGAAGGAUCCCACACUGCGAAGCUUAGUUGAGAGGACAGCCUCGACUGUUGUCCCUGCUCUUCUAGCGGACGGGCAUCUGGGAUACGACAGGUAUGGAAAUGGUAGGGGUAUUGUCCCCGUUGUCGUUCAUGGUGAUCUAUGGAGUGGAAAUGCGAGUUAUGGUAGUAUCAUGGGAAGCGGGAGCAAGGAAGACGAACAAGCCGGCGAGGUUGUAUAUGAUCCGUCCGCGUGCUAUGCGCAUAGCGAGUACGAGUUAGGCAUCAUGAAGAUGUUUGGGGGGUUUGGGGCGGCGUUUUUCAAAGAGUAUCAUCAGAUCGUUCCCAAGACCGAGCCAGUGGCUGAGUAUGAAGAUCGGGUUCGACUGUAUGAAUUAUACCAUCAUUUGAAUCAUCACGCCAUUUUCGGUGCCGGGUACCGGUCUGGAGCUGUGUCUAUUAUGCAGACGCUACUCAGGAAGUAUGGUGAUAGACUCUGA